AUGGAAGCAUCCUCCGAGAACACGGAGCAGGGUGGGCAGCUGGUGCUGGUCCGUCGGCGCCUCCCGCCGCCCUCGGGCCUGCGCGAGGCCCUGAAGGCUGGGCUGCGGCGGAGCUGCGCCUGCAGCCUGCAGGGCGCCUGGGCGCAGCUGCAGGCCCUGUUCCCUGCCAUCUGCUGGCUUCGCGGGUACCGGCCCCGGGAAGCACUGGCGGGCGAUGUCAUGUCCGGGCUGGUCAUCGGCAUCAUCCUGGUGCCGCAAGCCAUCGCCUACUCGCUGCUGGCCGGGCUGCAGCCCAUCUACAGCCUCUACACGUCCUUCUUUGCAAACCUCAUCUACUUCCUCAUGGGCACCUCGCGCCACGUCUCCGUGGGCAUCUUCAGCCUGCUCUGCCUCAUGGUGGGCCAGGUGGUGGACCGUGAGCUCCUGCUGGCUGGCUUCGACCCCUCCCAGGACGGCCCGGGGCCCGGGGCCAACCGCAGCAGUCUCAACGACUCAGCCACCGUGCCAGUGCUUGAGCUGCAGGACUGCGGGCGGGACUGCUAUGCCAUCCGCGUGGCCACGGCCCUCACGCUGGUGGCUGGGGUUUACCAGGUUCUCAUGGGCAUCCUCGGGCUGGGCUUCGUGUCCACCUUCCUCUCACAGCCGCUGCUGGACGGCUUCGCCAUGGGGGCCUCGGUGACCAUCCUGACCUCCCAGCUCCGGCACCUGCUGGGUGUGCAGGUCCCGCGGCACCGGGGGCCGGGCCUGGUGGUCAGCACAUGGCUGAGUCUGCUGCGUGGCGCUGGGCAGGCCAACCUGUGCGAUGUGCUCACCAGUGCCGUGUGCCUGGCCGUGCUGCUGGCCGCCAAGGAGCUCUCGGACCGCUUCCAGCACCGCCUGAGGGUGCCGCUGCCUGCCGAGCUGCUGGUCAUCGUGGUGGCCACGCUUGUGUCCCACCUCGGGCAGUUCCACGAGCGCUUCGGCUCUAGCGUGGCGGGUGACAUCCCCACUGGCUUCGUGGCGCCUCGGGUGCCAGACCUGGGGCUGAUGUGGCGGGUGGCACUGGACGCUGCCUCCCUGGCCCUCGUGGGCUCCGCUUUCUCCAUCUCGCUGGCGGAGAUGUUUGCCCGCAGCCAUGGCUAUGCUGUGCGCGCCAACCAGGAGCUGCUGGCCGUGGGCUGCUGCAACGUGCUGCCUGCCUUCUUCCACUGCUUCGCCACGAGCGCCGCCCUGGCCAAGAGCCUGGUGAAGACGGCCACGGGCUGCCGCACGCAGCUGUCCAGCGUGGUUAGCGCCGCCGUGGUGCUGCUGGUGCUCCUGGUGCUGGCGCCGCUGUUCCGGGACUUGCAGCGGAGCGUGCUGGCCUGCGUCAUCGUGGUCAGCCUGCGUGGGGCCCUGCGCAAGGUGCGGGACAUCCCGCGCCUGUGGCGGCUCAGCCCCGCCGACGCGCUGGUCUGGGUGGCCACGGCGGCCACCUGCGUGCUGGUCAGCACCGAGGCUGGGCUCCUGGCCGGCGUCCUGCUCUCGCUGCUCAGCCUGGCCGGCCGCACCCGCCGCCCGCGCACCGCCCUGCUCGCCCGCGCUGGGGGCUCCAGCUUCUACGGAGACCCGGCAGAGUUCGAGGGCUUGGCCCCUGAGCCCGGCGUGCAGGUGUUCCGCUUCAUGGGGCCGCUCUACUACGCCAACAAGGACUUCUUCCUGCAGUCACUGUACAGCCUCACGGGGCUGGACGUGGGCUACGUGGUCGCCAGGAGGAAGGAGAGGGGCCCCGGGGUGGGGGCCAGCGAGGGAGACCCCGUGGGGGGCAGGGACCCGAGCUCUGGGAGUGGCACGGCCUCGCUGGUGCCCGCAGUGACCCGCUUCCAUGCGGUGGUCAUCGACUGUGCCCCGCUGCUGUUCCUGGACGUGGCUGGCCUGGCCACGCUGCAGGAGCUGCAUCGAGACUACGGGGCCUUGGGCAUCAGCCUGCUCCUGGCCUGCUGCAACCCCUCGGUAACAGACAUGCUGAGAAGAGGCGGCUUCCUCGGGGAGGACCCGGGGGACGCGGCCGAGGACGGGCAGCUGUUCCCCAGCGUGCACUGUGCCGUGCAGGCGGCCCGCGCUCGCCACCAGGAGCUGGCGGCCGCCAACUCCAUCCUCUAGCGGAGCCAGCGCCUGCGGCCAGCCCCCACACCCACUGCCCACCACGGCCACCCUCCGUUGCCUGGUUCCUCUAACCUAGAGAAGCCGGGGAUCCCAAACGGGACUGAGGGCCACACUGGACACACACGAGGACCCACACUGCACCCCGAGCCAGACGCGGCCCCAGUGUCACGCUGGGCACAGUGCUGCGUGCCCACAGUACAUGGAGCCAGUCUGACACUUGGCGUCCUGUCUUACUCGGAGGACCCUGAGGCAGUCACCUGGCAUCCAAGGUGCCAAAAGGACAUAGGUCCUUUGACCUGCCAGCCCCCACCCCCCUGGUGAGAGCUGGCAGCUCUGGCCAGGGACGUGAGAGUCUCUGUCUAGGAAACCCCAGACUGCACACACCCAAGUGUCUCUCACACCGUGUACCUCAGCCCCUCUGGGCCUGGCAGGGCCAAAGGCAGAUGGGACCAACAUGACUGCAGCCUGGGCCUGACGGGGCGACCCCGCACAGCCCGAGCAGAGCAAGAGUGCCCACUUGCCGCUGCGGGGUCCAGCUGUGCCUCCAGGCUGGCUUCCAGCAAGGCAGGGGGUCUUUGCCGAGAAGCAGAAGGGCAUUGGCUCCCUGUGCCCCCGUCAGGGCCCGUGCUGCGCUGUCCUCCUCUCAGUCUUGUCCGCACCUCCCCCACGGGCUCUGCCCAGCGGCCCAGCCCCUUUGU
This is a messenger RNA of Dama dama (fallow deer), 2822 nucleotides long. RefSeq names its product solute carrier family 26 member 1 (gene SLC26A1). The coding region runs from base 1 to 2121 and encodes 706 amino acids. NCBI's taxonomy places the organism in Eukaryota, Metazoa, Chordata, Mammalia, Artiodactyla, Cervidae. The transcript is spliced from 2 exons. The record is from RefSeq and is a predicted model, not a curated record. Gene Ontology annotation, molecular function: secondary active sulfate transmembrane transporter activity; oxalate transmembrane transporter activity; chloride transmembrane transporter activity. Gene Ontology annotation, biological process: transmembrane transport. Gene Ontology annotation, cellular component: membrane.